Messenger RNA from Brassica napus (rape), 2954 nucleotides. RefSeq lists its product as uncharacterized. The record is from RefSeq and is a predicted model, not a curated record. The coding region runs from base 359 to 1810 and encodes 483 amino acids. The transcript has 8 exons. NCBI's taxonomy places the organism in Eukaryota, Viridiplantae, Streptophyta, Magnoliopsida, Brassicales, Brassicaceae.
AAUAAAGGGUAAAUCUUAAAAAGAGUUCAUGUGUUAAUACUAAUAGUAUAGAGAGAGUUGCCCAAAAAAAUACAAUGAGUACGUUGACUACAAAUACAAAUGGAAUGGAACUGAUGGUCACCGUCACUAGUUUCUUCAAUAAAGUCUACUUAAUUGGAAUAUAUAUUUUCUUCUGGUAUCCAAAAAGAAAACUAUAUAAAGCUCAAAGAUUGAAAGAGUGAGACAGAGAGGGAAAGGAGACAAGAAGGUUUCUUGAUACUCAAGAAGAAGCGCGAGAGAGAGAGAAUCCUUUUCUGUUCCUUCUUCUUGCAUGCGACUGUGAAACAAAGAAAGAAAGCUCUGACAAGUUUCGACAAAAAUGGCGGCGAAAGAGGAAGACGGCAACGUAAACGCCGAUGGUAAUCUGGCGGAAGCGGGAGAGAUGGAUGAGCUGUUGCAGGCAAUAUCGGACGUUCUUCGUUCUCUAGCUCCUCUUGUUCAUGAAGAUGAGAGCAACCCAGGCGAGAAGAAAGAGACCACGGACACGUCAGAUUCUUGCUCUCUAGGAGUUGAUAGAAGCAUCCAGAAUAUUAGUAGUGAUCAAGAGACGAGUAAUGAGCAAGGAACCAGUACUAAUCAACUAUUGGCUGUUUCAUCUACUACUGAUAAUGUGCCUGUAACCUCGGUUGAAGCAACAACAUCUCAGCCAUCUUCUAGUGACAUAACAAAUGUUGAAACCAAGAGUGUGCCAGUAAAUUCAGGUGAAGACGAGAUGAUUUCCUCUUUUGGGGCGCCAAAAAUGGCUGGUGCUUUGAAGACGAGAUAUGAGUAUAUCAAAGAGACUGUAACUAAAGCUCCUGUCAAGAAUGAACGUCGCUUGCCUGAUGAUGAAGACGUUACUAAUUCAAUUGAUUACACAUCUAGUGAGUAUGAUGAAACAAGAGAUCGACUUAAAAUGCCUAUAGAGAAUGAUGACUCAAAAGAGCUGAGCAAAAUAGAUCCCUCCUCCUCGGACCAUCUUGAAGCAGAACAUGUGCAGUAUGGAACUCAUGAGCCGGUGAAUCAGCCAAUGCCUGCAAGACAAACCAUUACUACUACUGCAUCUUCACCUGGUCGUAGCCUAUCCGUUCCCAUGACCAAGGCAUUUAUAACAUCCACUGACUUUGUACCAAAGAGGAACCAACAAGCCAUGAACCUACUACCACAGACACAGAGGAACCCACAAGCCAUAAACCCUCAUUACUCUCAGUUGCAAGUUCCUUCAGGGCAGUAUGGUAAUAUCACGAGACCUCCUUACUUGCCACCAUCAGCAGUACUACCAUUUCAGAAACAUGGUGGUAGUAACAUGGCGCAUUAUGGUAAUAUCACGAACUCUCCUUACUGGCGACCAGAACAGAACGAUAUCUACAACAUGCCUCCUCAGUCAGCAGCAGCAUUUCAGCAACAUGGUCGUAGUAACAUGGCGCAUUAUGGUAAUAUCACGAACUCUCCUUACUGGCGGCCAGAACAGCACGGCAGCUACAACAUGCCUCAGUACUCAGCUGCCUCUAUGGUUCCUUCUGUUUAUGGUUCUGCUAACCCCUUUGGCACGUGGAGUGAUAAUAACCCAGCAAAUUCGAGGUUUGGGUAUGAAGGUGGUGACUCGAGCAACUACUUGCCAUCAAUUCAGCCGCAUCAGAGUGGAGAUUCAAAUGCGUGGCGACCUAAUUCCAGCCACAGCCCAGAAGAACAGCAAAUUUGGAAUGAUAUCUAUGCAUCUCUGGACCAACAAAACGAUAGGAGUGAUCCAUCUGACCAAACCCAACAACGGUCAAGGCCAAGAGACAACUAGAGUAGUCAAAAAUCAACCAUAUCAGAACUAAUGACUUUCUUUAGAUGGCUUUAAGCUACUUUGUUUGUGCCUUCGAAAAUACUCUGAUAACGUUUUGUGGAUAUACUACGUUCUAUGCUUCUUUUUUGUUAAUACUAGGUUCAUCAAAUAUUCAAGAUAUACAUUACGAUAAAUCAUUUUUUUUUAAAUCACUUGUUUUAUCUGAUGAAACUGUCAAUAGAAAUAUUCUUUAUGAUUGAUUGUUUCUCAAAAUGAGUAAGGUGUCAAAUGAUAUUAUAGAAAAAGGUGUAAGAAAUGCUCAAAUCGCCGAAACCACGUAAUCUGGGACGGCGAAAACGACACGUCGUGCCGUUUGUCACUCGCACCUAGAAAGUGACAAGGUGUCGCUGAGAGCUGACAAACAAAGUUGACCCUUCAAUUAAUUUAUAUGAUAUGCACUAACUUGGUAUAUAUUUCCAUAGUUUAUACCAGGGGUGGGCACUUUACCUGAUACCCGAAGCCGCACCCAAACCCGACCCAAAAAAUCCGAAUCGAAGUAGCAAAAUACCCGAACGGGUAUUAAUUUAGGAGAGAUUGGAUAUCCGAACCCGAACGGGUAAUAUCUGAACCCGAAUGGAUAUCCGAAGAUAACCGAACAUAUAUAUACUUACCUUUAUAUUUCUAAUUUACAUCUCUUAUUUUUUUUAAAUAUUUAUAUUGAUGUUACACAAGAUCAAAGUAUAUAUAUAUAAUUAUAGAGAAAAUAAUUUGAUAUUCAAUUUAAAAUGGUCAAAAUUUUUGUUUUAUGUAUUAACAAAAGUUACAUUCAAAGUUUAAAAACAAUACCCAAAUUAAUAUCUAUUUGUUAUUGAAAUAUUAUCUCCAAACCUAUUAAUCAUCCAAUCUAUAAAAAUAAAAAAUCAGUUAAGUGAAAUCUAUAUUUUUAAAUACAAGAAACUUAAAAAAUGAAAAAAAUAAUUUUUUUUCUUUUAAAAUCUAAAUAUCCGAACCCGAUUCAAAAUAACCGAACCCGAAUUAAAAAUACCCGAACCCGAUCCAAAAUACAGAAAUAUCCGAACGGAUUCUCUAUCUCUACACCGAAAUACCCGAUCCGAACCCGAACGGGUAUCCGGACGUCCACCCCAAGUUUAUACGUUUUGACCCC